CUUUAAACCCGGCUGAGCCCAGGGCCUCAGCUUACAAGCUUGGGCGCCGGGACCCCGUACGUCUUGUGUGGACUGCGCCUGCGCCAGCUGCGGGCCCUGCAGAUUUUUGAACAUGAAUCCUUUCCUUUUUCUGGCUAUCAUUUGCUUGGGAAUAGUCUCAGCUGCGCUAAAACAUGAUCAAAAUCUAGAUGCUCGGUGGCAUCAGUGGAAGUCAACACACAAGAGACCAUAUAGCACGAAUGAAGAAGAUUGGAGGAGAGCAGUCUGGGAGAAAAAUGUGAAGAUGAUUGAACUGCACAAUCAAGAAUACAGCCAAGGAAAGCAUGGCUUCACCUUGGGCAUGAAUGCUUUUGGGGACAUGACCAAUGAAGAAUUCAGACAGGUGAUGAAUGGCUUUCAAAUCCAGAAACAUAAUGGGAAGACAUUCCAUGAAUCUUCUUCUGAUAAUAUCCCCAAAUCUGUGGAUUGGCGUCAGAAAGGUUAUGUGACCCCUGUGAAGAAUCAGGGUCAAUGUGGUUCUUGUUGGGCUUUUAGUGCAACUGGUGCCCUUGAAGGACAGAUGUUCCGGAAAACUGGCAGCCUUGUUUCUCUCAGUGAGCAGAACCUGGUGGACUGCUCUCGGUCUGAAGGCAAUGAGGGCUGCAAUGGGGGCCUCAUGGAUAAUGCUUUCCAGUACAUUAAGAAAAAUGGAGGCCUGGAUUCAGAGGAAUCAUAUCCUUAUCUUGGAACGGACACAGGGGAUUGUCACUACAAUCCUAAGUAUUCUGCUGCCAAUGAUACUGGCUUCAUAAACAUCCGUCAGCUGGAGAAGGACCUGAUGAAGGCAGUGGCAAGUGUGGGUCCCAUCUCUGUUGCUAUUGAUGCAAGCCUGAUGACCUUCCAGUUCUACAAAAAUGGAAUUUAUUUCGAUUCAAGCUGCAGCAGCAAGGAUCUGGACCAUGGUGUUCUGGUGGUUGGCUAUGGCUUUGAAGGAAAAGAAUCAGACUCAAACAACAAAUACUGGAUUGUCAAGAACAGCUGGGGCACAACUUGGGGUGUAGAUGGGUACAUAAAGAUGGCCAAGGACCGAGACAACCACUGUGGAAUUGCCACGGCAGCCAGCUACCCUACCAUGUAAGAGCAGACGCACUACUCGGAAAAGGAAGAUUCCUGGAUGGCUUUCCCGAAGGGAUGUUAUCUUAGAACUGACCAGCCCUUAUUAUUGGGAUGAAACACUUGAAUCAUUGAAGAUCCAAGUUGUGAUUUGAAUUCUGUGACAUUUUUACACUGGUAAAAUGUUACCACUACUUUAAUUACUGCUGUAAACAGUUUUGUAAUAUUGACUCAUUGCUUGAUGUUAAGACUUGAACUUCCAUUAAAAAAGAAGUAUAUAAAGUCUGACCUUUUUAAAUAAAACUUAAAUUUCAUGUGUAAA
Molecule: messenger RNA, 1414 nt
Organism: Echinops telfairi (small Madagascar hedgehog)
Lineage: Eukaryota; Metazoa; Chordata; Mammalia; Afrosoricida; Tenrecidae
Gene: CTSL
Product: cathepsin L
Exons: 8
Coding region: 113-1117 (334 amino acids)
Biological process (GO): immune response
Cellular component (GO): lysosome
Molecular function (GO): cysteine-type endopeptidase activity
Source: RefSeq, a predicted model, not a curated record